AUGUCUACCACCCUCAGCACGCGCCGCCAACAACCGACGACAAGUUUUACCACAUCAAAACGAUCCUCGGCCACUAGCACUACCACAUCACAAGCAACUCCAACCUCUUCCAUCGUCGAUCGGCAGUUCAGUCUUGAUACCAGCAGCUCUACUUUCAGCGCGACGACAAACACAUCCAACAACGUUAUCGGCGCGACUCCGACAUCCACACCCAGUGCCAAGUGCUCGGCAGACAGUGAUUGCGGUAGCAACAAGAUAUGUUCGAAAGGGGUCUGCGCUAGAGUGAUCGAUGGUGCCCCGUUUGGUCCAGCUGGAGGCUCGACUUCAGGGUCAACGUCGCAUAUGAGCUCCGGAGCAGCAACGGGGCUGGGUCUGGGAGUUCUGAGCUUCAUUUUAAUACUGUUUGGCCUAGGCAUCUGGUUAUGGCGGAGAAGAGUACAGAAGAUACCCAGCUUUACGAUAGAAUCGUCGCGAGUCAACCGCAGCAGGUCCGUAUCGAGUGCGACUGAUCAGAAAACACUUGUGGCUUCCGUACCGAACAGUCCACAGUACGCCAAUUUUCGCGAGCAGUACGAUCUAGAACACACUGCGUCUCUUGCGCAGCUAGUCUUGCCACACAAGGUUGCUAGCCACCAUCGGUUCGAGAAAGACGGAGCUGCCGACGAGAAGCAAAAUUCAUCCACAGUAACAACGCGCCAAAGAUCUCAGUCGACCCAAAAGCGUCUACCUUUACCGCCUAAGGAUAUGCCAUUGCCCCCACCACCCACAACAACGGAGAAGAAAUACACAGUGAACGUCAACAUCAAUAAGAGCAUGAUAUUCGACGAUGUGAUGUACAAAAUGGCUAGCACACCACGAGACACGGGAACACCACGUGAAAGCGAAACACCACGUGAUCGAACAAAGUAUCGAUUUGAGGAGUACCAUCCGCCUGUCAAAAUCACGCCACCAAUCUCUCUGAGUUCGGACAAGCGAAAGUCUGAGAUAGAAUUGGCGCCCUACCCCCGCAAUACCAGGGUGUCAACAGCUCCGACUGUUAGCGAUGAGGGAGAGGACGGCGAGAGAAGUUUGAAGAGGAAGAGCACACUGAAGAGAUUGCAAAGCAGACCGCCACAGCUUCAUCUCCCCGGGCUGUCAUCACCUCCAAGUCCCAGUCUCAGCUUCAAAUCUUAUGACUGGUAUCAGGACAUUAUUGGCACAGAACAGACGAACUUGGAAGAUACAGUUUUGACAACUUCAGCACCAUCGAUUCCAGAUCGCAGCCCAAGGAGGUCACCAACGCGGCCGAAUUUCAUCGCCAUACCACCUUCAACACUAUCGGAACCCCCGAUCCCAGAUCGCCAUCCCCAUCGAGAUUUAGAACGUGGACUUUUACCAGCACCACUCUCACCACGGCCUCUUACGCCAUCUUCGCCAUCAUUGCUAUCGCCGAGCACGGCCGCGACGCCCAGUCCUACUUCAACAAACUUCAUACUAGCACCCGCAGUAUAUGUAAUGCCCUCGAAGCCAGCGCGCGUUUCUCUGCACAGCUCAAUGUCUCAGAAACCACACAAGCCGAGGAAAAGCUGGCUUCCUGCCGAGGGUCUAUAUCUCCCCAAGGAGGGCACGCAAGACUCUUACACGAUGUUCAAGAGGAGAAUUAGCGACGACAGUCGACCGACGAGUUACUCGCCGUUCUAG
Molecule: messenger RNA, 1680 nt
Organism: Parastagonospora nodorum SN15
Lineage: Eukaryota; Fungi; Ascomycota; Dothideomycetes; Pleosporales; Phaeosphaeriaceae
Exons: 1
Coding region: 1-1680 (559 amino acids)
Source: RefSeq, a predicted model, not a curated record